CAGUGCAUCCCCGUGCGCGCACGUAGCUAUAGUUACACGCGAGUUGUCUACACCUCCAGUGUCACUGCUGUAGAAAUACAAGGACAUUUCGAUAAGUUAAGCUAGCCAUGGCAGCGCAGGACUUUAAUUUUUUACUUGCAACGGACUCUUAUAAGAUAACACAUUACAAGCAGUAUCCACCAAAUGUCAACAGAGUUUACUCUUACUUCGAGUGCCGGCGCAAAAAGGGCGCGCAGUUCAACGAAGUCGUGUUCUUCGGCCUGCAGUACCUCCUGAAGAGAUAUAUAGCAGGGCGUGUGGUCACAGAGGAGAAGAUUCAAGAAGCCAAAGUCUUCUACCAGAUGCACUUCAAGCAGGUGGUGUUUGACGAGCAGGGCUGGAGGAGUGUGAUGGAGAAAUACGAUGGACGCCUUCCAAUCCGUAUCAAAGCUGUUCCGGAGGGGAAGAUUAUUCCCAGGGGAAACGUCCUCUUCACAGUGGAGAACACAGACCCAGAAUUCUUCUGGCUCACUAACUACAUAGAGACAAUGCUGGUUCAAAUGUGGUACCCCAUCACCGUGGCAACAAUCUCCAGGGAGUUCAAAAAGAUCCUGGCCAGGCACCUGAAGUCCACUUCAGGCAGCCUGGAAGGGCUGGAAUUCAAGCUCCAUGAUUUCGGCUACCGAGGAGUGUCUUCCCAGGAGUCAGCAGCUCUAGGUGGAGCUGCUCACUUGGUGAACUUCUGCAGUACUGACACGGUUGCUGGUCUGAUCAUGGCCCAGCGCUACUACAACUGUCCUAUGGCUGGCUUCUCCAUACCUGCUGCAGAGCACAGCACCAUCAUCUCUUGGGGUCGGAACAGGGAGAAGGAGGCGUAUGAGUGCAUGCUGGACCAGUUCCCCUCAGGCCCCGUGGCUGUGGUCAGUGACAGCUACGACAUCUUCAAGGCCUGCAGGCACAUCUGGGGCGGUAAACUGAAGGAGCGCGUGAUGGAGCGUAGCGAGGACUCCGCCCUCGUCAUACGCCCCGACUCGGGCGACCCGGCUGAGACACUCCUGGAGGUGAUAAAGAUUUUAGAGGAGUGUUUUAGCUGCUCUCAGAACUCAGUGGGCUUUAAGGUUCUUCCAUCAUAUCUGCGCAUCAUUCAGGGAGAUGGUAUAGACCUCUGCUCUGUUGAAGAUAUCCUGAAGAAGCUGCAUGAUGAAGGCUGGAGUGCAGAGAACGUGUUCUUCGGGUGUGGUAGCGCUCUACUCCAGAAGCUCAACAGAGAUACGCUGAACUGUGCCUUCAAGUGCAGCUAUGUGGAAACCAACGGCAAGGGGAUGGACGUAUAUAAGCAGCCAGUGACUGACCCCUCUAAAGGAUCAAAGCGUGGUCGCCUCUCUCUCAGGAGGAACUCUGACGGGUUUAUAGAGACGGUGGAAAGCGGUGUCGGCAAGCCUGAGGAGGACAUGCUGGUGACGGUGUUUGAGAACGGCACCCUCCUGCAGGAAUACUCCCUGGACGAGAUCCGCAAGAACGCUCGCCUGUGGGAGGAGGACGUCAGCCCUGCCCUACACAACCAGGACCACCCCACACCACUGGACGUGCACCAGAAGCACAUCAUGAACGGGGUGCACUGAUCAGUGCCGCGGCCCAGUGGACCGGCAAUUCCCCUGGGCCAUCUGGCCGUUCUGUGUUCAGUGCGCCCAAAGCAAAGCCGUGACUCCGCCUUCACGGACUAGCAGUUCACAGAGCGGCCAACGGCUGGAAAGGGGCAUGGACAAUGUUGACGUGUCUACAUGCUAUUGGGUUUGGCUUGCAGGUUAUUUAUUACUCUUAAAAAAAAACAAAAAAACAAAAAACAAACAAAAAAAAAAACCCCGAAGUGCUGUGUUUGUACAGCAGGGCUGGAAACAGCAGAAGGAGAAUGAUACUCAAGAUUUUUUACUUCCCACAGAAUUCACUGGAAGUAGCAGUAAUCAAUUACAAGGGUACUCCACUCUGAUAUGAAGAAGGUUAAAGGUCAGCGUUGCUUGCCAGUUGUGUGGCGACAGGUGCGUUUAAUAAUUAAUCUGAUUACUUAGUGAUUUAAUACCAGCGCACAACCUGAACGGUCACUCGCUGCUGGGACACUAAUCACCAUUAAUCACUAUUAAUCUCUACUCUAAUCACUAAUCAUGAUUGUGACCCAGUCUCCGAAUAUUGUAGGCACCUCACAAAAUGAAACUAAACAAAAGUUUGACGAACCAAAUGAAUUGUUACUGUACUGGAGUGAGUGUUGUCCGGGACGAGGUCCUUAUCAGUCACGAGCUGAAAGGAUUGUGUUGGGCGGCUCUGCCAAAUCUCUCGCUGCUGGUGGUGGAUUCAUACGGAAAGGACUUCACACCGAUGGUGCGUAACGGGGUGAGAGUGGGGGUCGCUGUGAUGGUGAUUAAUGUUGUGAAAACAUCACCAAGGUGACGAGUGACUUAACAAAGUAGAAAUUCAUGUGAGGUGAGAUUGUGGUGAGGCCUGAGCCUCUGGGCUGAUUUAAGUUCAGCCUCCAUUAUUAGGCUCCCAGUUUGAAAGGAUGCCUUAAACUGGUCUCAAAACAGGGUUGAUGAGCCAACACUUGGCUUGUGCGUUCCUCACAGACUGCACGUUCGGAGAGCGAAACCUAAAGGAUGAAUGCAGAUCACACUCAUCCUCAUCACUGCCUGAGAUAGAAGACACUUAUUGCAGGCAUCAUGGUAACCUGCACAUAAACACACUCUUUGUGCACUGAGCAGGUGUUUAUUCCAGCAUUGGGGAGAGGAAUCUGCCCCCCCGCCCCAUCACAGACCCUGAGUAUACGCUAUAAUGACGCUGCACAGAAAGACGUGCUUCCUUUCUCCUCUCACGCUAAAUCUGUGUGUGUGCACGCGUGUGUGUUUUGAAAUGAGACCUAAAGCUGAGAGAUGUAGGGGUGGUCCCUCCAGUGGGCCGGUCAAGCUGCUAACACUGCCUUAACCACAUGGAUCGUGGUGCUCACUGCGUGCGUGCGUGCGUGUCUCUGCAGUGCCAUUACCUAGAUUCCUCCCUCCACACUCCUGACACCCCCCCCCCUUGUGUGUCACAUGACUGACUGCUUGAUGAGUUGUUUAUUUUCUUUUUUUUAACCCGGGAAGCCGCUGGCUGACGUUUGUCUGCCAGACAGACAGACAGGCAGGUGCAGGGUGGGAAAAUCGUCUUUUAUUUGAGAAGUUCUUCCUUGUCUGUGCUGCCUUCGUCUCCUGAACACUUUUCUUUUGUAAUUCUGAUCAUCAGAUAAGAAGCAGUUGACACUACCUCUUUUUUCCUAUGCCAAUGAGAGUUUAUUAGUAUAGAAUUAUAACUACAUUCAAUUGUAUGUUUUAUGCUGUUGUGUAAAUACUCUUUAAAAUCAUAGUUUGUAGUAGUAGUACUUUAACUUUUAACCUUUUUCUCACUUUUUUUCGAUUUUACAAAAGUGAUAUUUUCUAUUGCAAUAAAUAAUUCUUCUGUU
Molecule: messenger RNA, 3463 nt
Organism: Electrophorus electricus (electric eel)
Lineage: Eukaryota; Metazoa; Chordata; Actinopteri; Gymnotiformes; Gymnotidae
Gene: nampt2
Product: nicotinamide phosphoribosyltransferase 2
Biological process (GO): NAD+ biosynthetic process
Molecular function (GO): nicotinamide phosphoribosyltransferase activity
Source: RefSeq, a predicted model, not a curated record